AUUAUUUUCACUUAAAUUUUAGAUAUGGAUAACGUGGAUAUUUCUACUUACAAGGAAUUACUAGACGAAACAGAAGCUGAGCUAGAGGAACUAAUCUCUACUACAAACUCAAACAAUGCCAGAUAUGUCAUUGGAGUCAAAGCUAUUGAGGGAAAUGACUUAGAAAUGGUCAAGAAGAAUGUUAAGAAAGGAGUCGCAUGGCUAAGAGAAGCCGCUUCGAAUGAUCAUAUUGAUUCCAUGGAAUACUUGGCGUAUCACGACAUCAGAUUUGAGUCUGUUCCAAACAUUAAGAGAAUUAUGGGAUAUUUAGAAACAGUCAUUGAGAAGAAAGAUAGCACAAGAGCCCUAACUACUCUUGCUGAGUUCUACAUCAACCAGAGAAAGGAGAAGAAGUCUGUUUUAAGAGGGUUUGAGCUCUAUAAGAAAGCAGCUGAUCUCGGAGAUCUUAUUGCUUGCUACUGGGUUGGCGUCCUUCUUCAUAGAGGACAAGGAGCAGACAAAGAUAUAAAGGAGGCAAUUAAAUAUUUGGAAAAGGCUAGCGAAUUAGGUAAUGUCCAAGCUGACUACGAGCUCUUCGAUACUUAUGCUAGAGAGGAAGGAUAUGAAGACCACCCAAAAGCUUAUAACUACUUCUGUGAUGCUAUUGAGAACAGCUAUACAUCUUUCCAAGAGCUUCAAGAUUAUUUUAAGAAAAAUAUUGAUGUGCUUAAAGGUGAAUUUUUGAAAAGGAAACACAAUGAGGAUCUUAAAAUUGACUCUGACGAAGAGAUCUUGAAUCUCCAUGAUGCCUAUAUUACCGAACAUAUGAACAAGUUCUCUAAUGCUAUGAGGAAAGACCAGCUGUACAAGAGAGCUCCAGCUUAUAUGAACGAUGGCCUCAUCUGGAUGAUGAAGGUUUUGAAGAAUUACAUGCUAGACACUGUUUUGAGAUAUGACCACAAAGAUUUCUUGGAUGCUGUCGAGUCUGAUAUUCCUCCAUUGAUUUCGGAGGUAGGAGUCUGGCUUUUUGAGAAUGAGGUAGAGAGACAGAAGGAACUUGGCGAUAAAGAGGCUGUUAAGAAAGCAAGAACAUGUCUCGAAAUCAUCAAGAAGAUUCUGAAAGAUGGCAUUGAAUACUUUACAAAGGAGGGAAAAUACCAUCUGAUGAACAGAUAUAGUCCUAAAAAGUGUAAGGAUGAGCAAAAGAAGAGAGAAGAAGUUCAGUUCAAACCUGAAUACUUCAAACAAUUGGAAAAGAUGGAAGAGGAGUCAAAGACUCAAGCGGAGAGAGAUGCUGCUCUUAAAUGUAGCUAUUGUGGAUGUCCUGAAGGAAGUAUAAAGCAUAAACUCUGUUCUGCUUGCAAGAAAGUCUACUAUUGCAGUGCUGAAUGCCAGAAGCAACACUGGAAGGCUACCCAUAAGAAAGAGUGUAAGUUGUUGAGGAAAAAGUAGACAUUUUUCUAUUGAGUUUAUGAUUAAG
Messenger RNA from Moneuplotes crassus, 1459 nucleotides. The record is from the annotation of a GenBank genome assembly. NCBI's taxonomy places the organism in Eukaryota, Ciliophora, Spirotrichea, Euplotida, Euplotidae.